AUGCUCCGCUUAACCGCUCCCAGGGCGGUUGUUCAAUUCCAAGCCACAUCGCGCGCUCUAGUCUCCGCUACAGCCACUUCGCGCGCUUACGUCACACCCUCUACGCGUGUGUACUGCUCAUGGAAGAAGAAGGACACGCGGAACAUUGGGGGGCGCGCCAACACUACCCCGUUCCCCCUUUUAUCCCAUCCCUUUAUUCCUCCCCCAUUUCCCCACCCCCUCGCCCCUUUCCAGCGCGUGUACUGCUCAUGGAAGAAGAAGGACACGCGGAACAUUGGGGGGCGCGCCAAUGCUCUCAUUGCUGCUAUCCGUGACGUGCCAGACAACAAGGAGGACGUGUACAGAGCUCUCGACGCAUGGGCGGCCUUCCAGCUAGACUUCCCUCUGCUGGCCGUGAAACGCGCGUUGAGAAUCAUGCAGCAGGAGGGCCAGUGGAAGCGAAUACUGCAGGUGUGCAAGUGGAUGCUUGCAAGAGGGCAGGGACGCACCUUUGGGACAUAUGACCUGAUGAUGGAGGCCAUGGCUGCCACGGGACGCCAUGCUGAGCUGGAUGGCACGUGGGAGCGAAUCAUGGGCCGCCACCUGGACACCGUGCCGCGUGCCACGUUUGCACGCGUGAUGAGCCUGUACUCGCAGCAGGGACGGCCGCUUAAAGUUCUCGAGGUGUAUGGCAGCAUGAUAGAGCUGGGUGUGAACCUGGAUGAAGGGAUGGUGAUGCAGGUGCACAGGGCGCUGAUUAACAUCGGGGCAGAGCAGAGAGCAGAGGAACUUCUGCAGGAGAACCAGAGCGUUUUGACUCCACCAGUUGGGAAGGCCGUUCGGGCUGAGAAAGCUUCCACCGCUAGAACAUUAUGA
Messenger RNA from Closterium sp. Yama58-4, 855 nucleotides. NCBI's taxonomy places the organism in Eukaryota, Viridiplantae, Streptophyta, Zygnematophyceae, Desmidiales, Closteriaceae. The record is from the annotation of a GenBank genome assembly.